CGGAGUUAAGGUUAGGAAACUUGAAAUACAUGCUUGAGGUGUCUGACAAGUAACAUGGUCAGAACUGAACCCCCAGGUCCUGCUGCCGCAUCCUGUAGCUGUGUCCCUUCCUUCACUGCCCAGUAGACCCUCCUCGUGCUGGACAUCCCUGUAAGCUGGCUGUGAGGAAUAGAGUAGUUACAGGAUUCCUGCUUUCUCAUUACUAGCUGCCUUCUGCUGAAGGAAAGGCUAUCUGAGAUGAUCCCCCCAAAGGAGAUUUCGCUGUUCAGAAAAAAUCCCCGAUGCAGACUAUCAACUUCCACAGUAUCUUUAAGAGCUCCAUAAUCCUGCAAACCCCAGGCUUACAGCAGUAGCUAAGCACAGCAGACUAUCUGAGUGUUCACGAAUCCAAGCUUAGCCUCUUUGCUUUUGCUGGGGCUCUCUGCUGAGCAAGGUCCUCCUCGGCGAAAGCGAGCAAACUGCAUCUGGUGCUCUGCAUGGAUGAAAGCUUCCCACUUUUGGAUGUCCAGGCAGGCCACAGGCAGAAACUCUGUGGCUCCAACUACCCCCUAAGCAUUGCCUUCAUUGUGGUGAAUGAGUUCUGUGAGCGCUUCUCCUACUAUGGCAUGAGAGCUGUCCUGACCCUGUAUUUCUUAAGCUUCUUCCACUGGGAUGAGAAUCUCUCCACUGCUGUGUACCAUGCCUUUUCCGCGCUAUGUUAUUUCACGCCUGUCAUUGGAGCCAUCAUGGCAGACUCAUGGCUGGGAAAAUACAAGACGAUCAUCUACCUCUCCAUUGUGUAUGUCGUUGGCCAUCUGAUAAAGUCAGUGGGUGCAAUUCCAUCCCUAGGCAACCAGACGGUUCAUGUGAUCCUGUCUAUGGUUGGUCUGUUUUUGAUCGCCCUUGGAACGGGAGGUAUCAAGCCCUGUGUCUCUGCAUUUGGUGGGGACCAGUUUGAAGAGGAACAUACCUCGGAGAGAAGCAAGUUUUUUUCCAUCUUCUAUUUAUCCAUUAAUGCUGGAAGUUUGAUCUCCACGUUUGUAACUCCUGUAUUAAGAGGGGAUGUGAAAUGUUUUGGAGAAGAUUGUUAUGCACUGGCUUUUGGUGUCCCAGCAGCACUGAUGGUGUUGGCGCUUGUUGUGUUCAUUGCUGGAAGUGGACUGUACAGAAAAACGCCACCACAAGGGAAUGUCUUACUGGAAGUGUGCAAAUGCAUCUGCUUUGCUAUUAAAAACCGGCUGAAAAACCGCUCCCGUCAGAUUCCAAAGAGAGAUCACUGGCUGGACUGGGCGUCAGAAAAAUACUCAAAACAGCUGAUUGGGGAGGUUAAAAUGGUGACACGUGUUCUUUUCCUCUUCAUACCACUGCCAAUGUUCUGGGCCCUGUUUGAUCAGCAGGGAUCCAGGUGGACUUUGCAAGCCACAAAAAUGAAUGCUGAUUUUGGGAUAUAUGUCCUUCAGCCUGACCAAAUGCAGUUCUUAAAUCCACUUCUUAUUCUUGUCUUCAUCCCAAUUUUUGACCUUGGGCUCUACCCCCUGAUAAACAUGUGCAAAUUUAAUUUCACACCUAUUAGGAAAAUGGCAACAGGUAUGAUCCUUGCAGGGAUGGCGUUUGGACUUGCAGCUGUUGUAGAAAUCAAAAUAAAUGAAACCGAUAUGCCUCGGCUUGUCCCAGAAGAAAGUUUAAUUCGGGUCUUGAAUUUGGCAAAGAACCCUGUUCAAGUGAUAAUCCAAGACCGGGACCUAUUUCAGCAGCCUGUGGAGGCUUUUCAGAAACCAGCUGAGUACUCAAAAUUAAUAUUGAAUGGAGAGCAACAGAGUCUUCGCUUCACCCUGCAACAUCAAGGAUUGUCUCUUGCUUUUAACUACACUGUGAAGGAAAAAUCAGUAUACAGCUUAAUUGUUUUUGAGGCAGAAGGAAGCCUAUCAAGCCGCUUGAUUACAGACUUGGAAGCAAAGCCAGAAAAUGGCUUGGCAGCUGUUAGAUUCAUUAAUGGUUUGAGCCAAGAUGUCAACCUCACCAUUGACAGCAAAUGGUUUAUUGCUGUUCAGAAAAACUACAGUGCUUCCGAGUACUCGCUGCUAGAGAGGGACAGAUAUAAUAAUGGAAAAUGCAUAACUGAAACAGGAGAGUUCACCCUGGAGCUAGGGCUGCUUGACUUCGGCGCAUCGUACACCAUUGUGAUAACUAAUGUUUCUGGAGGUGCUGUUAAGAUAUGGAAGUCAGAAGAUAUCAAAGCCAACAACGUCCAUAUGGCUUGGCAGUUACCACAGUACUUAUUAAUAUCUGCUGGGGAGGUGAUGUUCUCCAUUACAGGUCUGGCCUUCUCCUAUUCUCAGUCUCCGGCCAGCAUGAAGUCGGUGCUGCAGGCAGGCUGGCUGCUCACGGUGGCCGUUGGGAAUACCCUUGUACUCAUUGUUGCCCAGGCUGCACCAAUGGCACAGUGGGCUGAGUUUGUCUUAUUCACUGUUCUCCUCUUUGCUGUGUGCGCUAUUUUCUCCAUCAUGGGAUAUUUCUAUGUCAGUGUGGAUCCAGAGGACCUAGAAGAAAAGGAAGAGAAGAGGGAGACCUCAAGCAGAGGAAACAUGAUUAGUCUUGUUACUCAGAAAACAAAGCUCUAACACAUCAUGGGAUUUUUAUUAUUUUUUUUUUAACUCAGUAGAAGGGAGAGUAAAAGAAGGGGUGGGGACAAUGUUAUUUUAUUUUAUAGCACUGCAGUCUUUAUUACUUAAAAUGUAGCCAUAUUGUAAAUGGGACCAAAUAGCCCUCUAUAAAAACCAGGGGGGUCCUGAAAUCAGAGCAAAACUCCCUGGGAAAGCUCCUCUGGUAUUAAAAGCCCUUAUAAGUAAAUACAGUGUAAUUUUAAACCUGCCCAUCUUUUUAAGCAUGGAAUGCUUUCCUAUGAUCUUGUUUUAAACAUAUAUUUAAGGCAGCAGGGAGUAAUAAGGGUAGAAGGAAUGUCAUAUGACAGCAAAAUUUGGAGGUGUUGGGAGAAAAGAAUGAAAAUCUAGUAUAGGAAUUAGGGAAGAAUAGAUGUUACAGACAGAAGAAUUUUUAAUGCUAUCAUCAAGGACUGGAAGUGUUACACACAAUCCCAAAGGAUUUCACCAUGUAACUCUCCUUAUGAGUAUUUCACCCUGUUAUUGCAUGUUAUGAAUGGUCCUGAUUUAUGACUUUCACCUCCAGGCUCAGAAGUAAUAACAGGGAAUUAAAUUCUGCAGGCUAAAAUAUUCCCAAAACACUACUGAAGAAGAUAUGCAUGCUACCGUCUCUCCAAUACCCAUUUUUUCCUAGAAGUUUUCAGCAACUGACGGUGUUCUUAGAUUAGACGUGAUUAGAGAAUUGGUUUAUGCUUUCUUAUUUCAGAAAUCCAAGCAGUUAUUUGCCAUCUUCCUAUAUAUUAAGCCUUUAUUGGGCAUUUCCUUUUACAGCAUCUGCCACUGCAAGUUAGGAUAUGGCUGAUUUCUUAUCUCAUGCUUUAGUUAUUCCCCACUGGGAGACACGUUGUAGCAGACAUCCUGCAGUGAGUUAAACGAGGAUGCACUUUAUCAUUUUUUCAGUCUACAAGAGGAAGCCAAGGCAUAGGAGAUUUUUCUUUUUCCUCCCUGUUUCUUUGUCUCGGUACCAAACUUGGGAUAUAGCUAUUUUAUCGGAAUUGUGAUAUAAUUUUCUAAUUUUCCUUGGUUGAAUGAAGUUGUGAUUUCAUGUUCUGCAUAGAAGUAAUUCAACUUUGCUGAUCUAGUAAAACUCCUGAGAGGGUCCUUGCCUUCCUCUGUCACUCCAAGGCCACAGUUGUAACAGGUAUGACUUAAUUUACAACAAAGUUGUCAGUAGGAUCUUCAGACUCACAGAGAACAGAUUUUAAAUGAUGCUUUCCUCUUCCAUCUUGGCAUUGGCCAUAGGUGGUCGCUGAUGCUCUGAUUCAGGAGAACAUGAAAUACGUAUUUAAUUUCAUUCAUGUUCAGGAUGGUGCUAGGGAAUACACUUAGUUUCACUGCUACUUUAAUGUACUGUCGCCUUUGUGUGUGUUUUCUUGAGUAAAGACUAAGAAAACCCCACUUUUUGGCUUAUAACUGGAAGACUCGCAACCUAAGAUUGUUUCCUUUGCUUCCUGUCCUAAAUGUUCAUGAACUUCCACCGCUAGUUCUGCAUAAGCUCCUGCCUGCUGUGAAAUAGCAUCUGGGUCUUGUGCCAGAGGGGGACUGUGAUCUCAGAUAAAUGACAGCAGGCUGUGGGUGUGCACACAGAAACACUUAAUGUAGUUCAGGCGAUGCAGAGCCAUUUAUUAAACUAUGGUGGUUGGAUCCGGGAAGCUGAACCCUGCAACUCAGCGGGGAAUGAAGGGCAUUGAAAACCAUCUAUUAGGUCAUCUGACCCGCUCCUCAGAAGCCAAGUGAGGAUUAUUCCCUCUGCUCCUUUCUGGUAUUGUUCUCGUGCCAUGAUUCUUUGUGUGGGUUCUUUCUCCUGCAGGCAUUGUUGUUUUCCUAAUCCUGUUUUAUGAUACAGUGUGAAUCAGCUCAGAGGCUGCUGAAUCAUUCUGCUAUGAUGCUGUUUGACCGGCUUCCAAUUUGAAGCACUAAUAGAAAGCAUUUCUCCCCCCGCAAACAAAACAAAAAUCCCCCAACUGAAGGAAUGGACAGGCUCCAGCAGCACUGAACAAACACAAUUUAGAAUUACUGGAGCAUUUAAUUUUUUAUAAGCCUUGAAUUGGAAGUGUGUUGGGUUUUGAGGGCAUAUGUGGUGAAGACACAAUUGAAAAUUAUUGGAGCACUUUCCUUGGGAAGCACUUGGUACAUCGCAGCUCAAAGUGGCAUGAGGGAAAGCAAGGUGUCCAGAUCUUUAAGACUACAUAUGCUCAACAACCUCUUGAUUUUUAUGUUUUAUUUCCUUACUGGCGGCACUACCAGAAGCUGUCACACACUCUGAGCUUAAUUUAAAGGAAUCAUUCCAAACUCAUAAAAGAUACAUUUAGGAUGUCAUCUGUAUCUGCUUUUUAGACUUCUGAUGCCAAAUUGCCCCUUUCCCAACAUCUCCAUGUUCCAAACCAUCACCAUAAUGCUGGGGGGAGAAAAAUUGCAACUCACAGUUGAGAAGGUUAUGAACAGGAAGGCAAUGCUAUAAAUAAAGUGCUAACAUGAGGCUGGGGGCUGCGUCUGCAGCCCCUCUGGAGAAUUGCUUGCCCAAGGGAGUGUAAUGCUCUGUUCACAUUUUAUUUCCAGCUGAUGCAAUUACUUCUUCCUACCUGCUCAUCGUCACCUAUUGGAAACUUUGUCCCCCUCUGAUCUGCCUGCUUGGUUGCUGGUAUGAUCCUUCCGCACUGUUUCAGCUGCAGUUGUAAAGCUUUGCUAAUUGGCCCCAUUUAUUUGAAAUGCACCAGCAGUUUGGAGGGAUUUCCACUGGGCAUGCUGAUCACCAGCCAGGAGCAGGCUGAAGAGCUGCCCCUGCUGUAGCUGGAGAAGGUAGGAAAAUAGCCCACUCAGUAUAGCAUUUUUCCAGUUUUAGAGCCACAACUUCAUCCUCUGAGCCCUUUCAUGGUUUUCAAAUGGACUCAAGACUGGAUCAAAGAUUUUAGAACCUGGUUCCGUGGGGUACUGAGGUUUCCGGGGUUUUUUUCUUCCAUAUGGUCAACUCUGAGAUGGAGUCUUGCACAACUCUUAACACUCAAUUUUAGAACAAUAUUCCUUAUUCCUUCUGAUUCUUUGAUUUAGAAUCAGAGGAAGAACCCAAAAUAGUGAUGGUAUAUGUAAAGUGGUAUGAAGCUCUACAGAGAAAUAGCAGCCUGCUGCCUGUCCAACUUUGACUGUCACUGAAGGGAGUCUCAGCUGUUAGUGGCGUUUGCCCUGGAACAGAUUAGGAAAAACUCACACCAGCUGUUUUGGCGGCUGACCUGCAGAAAUGAUCAUCUCCAGCUAAGGGACAGUAAUGAGCUGCUGGGGAUCUGUAGGUAUGUUGCUACACAAGCCUUCAUGGAGAUUGCAGGGAUUUGGCUUCACUGUGGAAGCAUGUAUUUAUCUGUUUUUCUGAAGGAUGCUUUCUGAUAAAGAUUUUUUUUUUGUGCAGCAAAUUUCCCGUCGGUUGCGCUGGCUGUUACUCAAUGUAUUUUCCUCCCUUAACAUGUUGUGUCACCAGUGUUAUUUCCAGCUUUGCAUGAGAUAAGCAUAAAAUUGAGAUUUCAAACUCAGCAAAACAACUUCUUGGCUGUGGGUUCCUUAAAAUUACCUCUUCUUUCUGAGGCAGUUAAAUGCCUUUAGGUAGCAAGCUGCUCUGUGCAGCUCAAGGGGCUUGCAUCCCUCUUUUCUUCCCUCUCCCUUUCCCCACAGUCCCACAAUUUCAGAAGAUGAAUUUUGGAGGAUUCCAGAAGAUGAGCUCUGGGAAGGCUGCAUGGGACUGGCUCGGAUGCAGAUAGUAUGUGCUGUCAGCACCGGCUGGGAGGCAGGAGCCUGGCCAGGCACAGGAGCUGGUUCUUCUUAGGAGAACCAGAUGGGGCUAGGCAAGGCAGCCUGGGGCAGGGCUUGCCUUGGUGGAAGAUGUGGUUCUCCUGAGCAGUGAUCUGGGUGUGAGUUUUAUUGUGAAAGUGAAAUGUUGUGAGCAAGUGAAAGGAAAACUUUUCACUGGUCUAGGUUCUGGCCUGAGGCAUUUUGCAAGGAGGUGGAGACCAACAGGCAGGGAGGAAAAAAAAGGCUGUUUUGUCAAGGUCUUUGCAACUCCUCGGUGAACAGCUGGAAUUCCCCACACCAGACUGGAGAAAAAAAUGAGACGGGGGAAGUGGAAAGUUCAGAUGAUUAAAUAGUGGAUGGCUUCAGACCUUUCAGAAAAGUGCUUUCCUAACUGGGGUGGGCGGCCAUUGGGGGAGUUAGUCACCGAUGGCUUGAAAACUGGUUUGUCACUCCAGAGUAUUGCAAAAACUAGCAUGCAGAUCUGCAUUGGUGGGUCUGCAGUGACUGGAGGGGAGGGGGUGGUGGCUUUGCUCCUGGCAAUGCCCCUACCAUGCAUGGCAGCCACCACCUUGCUUCACCUUGCAACAGAAAAAACAGCUGAAGCUGUGUUAUGGGUGGGAGCAGCACAGAAGGGGGAGCUAUGGUUAGGGGUGGUUAACGGGCAGUUUUAGCCAGGGUCAUAGAGGAAUAAUCUCCUCUUCUCUCUGUGUUGAGUUUCUUUGCCUAGCUACAAGAAACACUUUCUAGUACCAGCAGCUUAAACUUCAGAGUUCAGCUCCAUGGCAAAUACCACAGCUGCUGAAUUUUGGAUGGUACCAGACUCUGCAUUUCAUUAUCACUACAUUCGUUAUUGUGAUAUAAUUUUAAAACAGCAUUUAAGAGAUGUUUCUGGUCCCAGAUGUUGACAGAUCUGGCCAGGGUUUUGCAUGUUGAUAGCUGGAUUUAUGGUACUCUUUCAUGUUAAAGUGUGAGAUAAACCUGUCAUGUACAAGUUGAUAUCGGGGGGCCUUUGGAUUUCCCCAGCAAUUUAGGAAAAAACUAAAAUCCCCCGUGAAGCUGGCUAAGCUGUGGCAUUGCUUCCUUGUCAGAGCUGCCCACAUGCUUUCUAAAGCAGGAACCCUCAUUUGUCUCCUGCAAAGUGCUUCCCAGAAAGAAAAAAAUCAGGGAUAUUAAACAUUUUGCCUUGAGAAGGGAUCAUGCUGCAUUACAGAAAUUGCAUGAAGGAAAAUAAUUGCUUUGUUUAACGUCCCUCCUUCCUUGCCAGGUCAGGUGGUUGACAAGAAACGAAACAAGUUGUUUCUUAGUGAGCUUUGAAUCAAGGAGCUGCAGCGUCUUCUCAUGUUGUGUUUUACUAGUGGAUCAACAUUGACCUGCCUCUAGUACCUGUAGACCAGAAGGUUCCCAGGAUGCAGAGAAGCCACACUGCGGGCUCCCUCUGUCAGCUGAUCAACUCUGAUCUCUUAAUUUUUAAUGAAUAAUUUUAGCAGUUAUCCUGCAGGGCUCAGUCAGAAUUGGUCUAAAUUUAGGCCAAAACAAAAGGACCUGAGAGAACUGUAAUCAAUGAAAUAGCAAAACUCUCAAAAAAAGGCUAAAAUGCUGGUUUAGUGCUUAAUUAAAAUUUUAAUAUGCUUACAGAAAGCGAAAACCUAAACCAGUAUGUAGCAAUUCAGUUGGAGUGAUGAGGAGUGGCGGUUGGAAUCCAGCAGCGUGACAACUGGCAGCCAAGCUGAAGACAAAAAUCAAGCAAACAUCACUUUUUAGAUUCUUUUUUGUCAUUGCAUAUGUUGUUCAGUCUGCUUGGCCUGUCCUUUUCAAUCUACCCAUGUGUGUAAGGGAAAGAAGCUGAAAUGACUUGUGGAAGACACAUACCCUCCCCAAGCUGCAGCGUGGUUUUCCUCUUGUUGCAAACUCCCAAGUUAGCAGGCAGCCCCCUCAGCCCCACAUGCUGAUCUUCCCUCCCCAGAAGUCACUCAGACUUCUCCCCGAUGACUUUGCCAGCCCUCAGCACCUUGCUUAUUCCUCCUCUCAUGCAGCCCUUCUGCUGCCAGCAACAGUGCGUCUUCUUGGAGGUUGUCCUGGGUGUAACGCUGCCCACUUUCCUGCAGCCAGAAAAGUUUCUCACCCAUGGCACUACUGUGUCUGGGCAGAAAUCACACUGAGCCAAAUAUCUGGGUAGUAACAGGGCAUCUGCCCUGGCUUGCUUUGGCACUGUCUCCUUGUCACAGCCUCAUAUGGCCUGAUGCGUGUUCUGUAGGCAAAUCAGUUCAGAAGCAUUGGGGUAAUCCAGCAGCUUUGUGCGUCCCUCCAAUCUUUCCUGUGCCCAGUUAGCUGCCCACAGUCAGCCCUUGUGUUGUGCCACGUCAAGCUGCAGGGUCUUGUGGAUCAAAACAUUGCUGUUAGUGGCCAUGGGGGAUCUGUUUGUGUUGCCCGUGGCCCCAGCCUUCUUUAGUUGGCCUUUGUAGGUUAUUUAUGGUCAGGGUGCUCCUUCCAGCCUCCUGCUUGGGCUGGAGGCUCUGGGGCCCUGCUCUACCAGUCAGUUUCUGAGUCUUUCUCUUGUAGAGCAGUAGGAGAAAGCCACUCGGGUUGUGUUCAUCGCAGCAGUAGUGUGUAGUCCGUGGGCUGUAUCUGCAACCACAGAUCUCCCAUCAGUGUGGAUGCAGCAGCCAGUGAAAUGGGGCUGGCUCCUCUGCCAGCAGUGCCAGCGCAGGGACUGCUGGUGUCAGUGGGGCUGGCUCUGUGGCCUUCCCAGGCUUGACCAGGAUGUUUUGAAAGGAGACCUGUGUUACUACUGUGGUGCUGCUGGGCUUCAGCCUCUGAAUCUGCUGGGCAAGGAGAGCAGCAGGGUGCAUGCCUGGGCAGAGCUGCUCCUCCUGACGAAAGGACCUGUGCUGGUGCUGCUUUGCCCAUGGCGGGGCACUUUCUGCUCCUUUUGCUUGUCUGUUCCCAGUGAUCAGGUCUCAGGUAACUGGCAUCUCCCAGACCUUGCUGUAUUAUGCGCCCACCCACAAGGGAAGUUUCUUCACAUGGAGGUGAAUUUGGUUGCUUUCAGCUCUGACUUCACCCAAGUCUGCUUGGAGCCUUUUUUAGGUCUCUUUCUCUGUUUAACCUGUGCAUCAAAGUACUUUCCAAGUAGGCCUUCAUGCUGUUCUCGCCAAAGACAGAAGCCUCCCAAAGGUGCUGUGCCAAGAUGGAUUUUUCCUGUCCAAGUUAAAGGUGAAACAGGCCAGCAGGAAUUCAGCAGGAACUAGGAGCUGCUGCCUUUCAAAAAGGCGAGCUGCUGCCUUUCAAAAAGGCGAGCUGCUGCCAGUCACAGGGGCUCCCACACAGAAGGCCGUGCAGUCCAGCUCCUGCUGUGCCCUGAGAUCAGAGGAGGCCAGCAGGUGCUCGGAUCCAUCUCUGGGGGCUGCAGCUCCCAGGUCCCAGCACUGGCCAGCCUGCCUGUCUGCCGUUCAUGGUCUGUCAGUGCCAGCUUUGCUUCCUGACGCUUCAUACAGCCCAAAAUCUGCAAAGCAAAGAGGAGAAAGUUCCCUCUUUUCCACAGAGUGCAUUUAAUUUGCUUUCACUCCCUCCUUAUUCACAGCCAGUGUCAUUAGCUGUCUUUUUAUUUUGGGGCUGGCCAAGAGAGCUGCACAGCCCCCCCCAUCUCAUCACUGCCCUGGAGAAAGGGGAGGUCAGGACUCUCCUAUUCUGCUCACCCACAAACACCUUCCUGGAAGCUGUCCUCAAAUUCAUGUCCCCCACUUCUCCAAAGAGCACAUCCCUCAUGACACCAAGGAUUUGACAAGGUGUUAACCAGCCAAUCCCUUUGUGGGGAUUAGCCAGCCUGGGUAAUGUUUGCAUUUCACCCUUUGCUGUCUGCUGGCUGAGGCUUUGCUUUUGGAACUGAUGUCGCUAUUUUUCUUUCCUUCCCCUGCCCCAAGGUUGUCCUGAGUGCCUGCACUCUGUACAAAAUAAGUAAAUGGCCUUGCCUGUUUGCAGGCAGAUGGUCCAUCCAUAGAAGCUUUGAUAGUGCCGUGAAGUAUCCCUUUGUGCUUACAGUGCCAGCGUAGUCCUUUACAUCCCUACCGGAGGAUGACUUUGGCCCUUCUUUGCACCAUCCUUUUGUACAUGCUGGCUGAAACCAAAGGGCUUGUGCUUCAUUUCUCACAGCCUGCAGCACUCCUCAAGCUUCUGUAAUGCAGGCUCUGAGUUCCCUCUUCUGUUUGAGCUGAAAACUAUUAAAAGACAUUCAGUGCUUCAGAACCAGCUGGGGUUUGUCUAGUAAAGUUCGUUUUUUGUAGGUUUUUUACUGUGUUCAUAUCCAUCACUUACAGCUAUGGAGUAGAAUGCUGCUCCAGUCUUCUCCUAUCAACCUUUGCUUUUCCAGAGAAGGCUGGGCUUUUAGCUUUUCCAUAAAAACCUUAUCUUUGGUGCCUUUAGUCCUAAUGUUGUUCAUUGUUCAGCAUCCCUUGAAGCCAAGGAUUUGGACACCUUCCUCUGGGUCUUCACUUCCAUUUGCUCAGCAUUUCUUAGCUGGUGUUGCUGUACCACACCUCCUGGGCCCACUGACCUACUGGGCUAAAAAGGAGGAGAGAAGUCAUCCCAGUGGUUUUAAAAGAUGCACCUAGAGCGAACCUGCUCAACUCUGAAAGUUUUGAGCCCCUUUUCAGCUUGUUAGAAGAGCAGUCACUUUUCCAUGUAAAGGUGUGCUCUCAUGCCUGCUGUGUCCUACUCUGGUGGGGAAGGGUGCUGCCAGGCCAGAGCAGCUCUGGCAUCCCUGGCACCGUGCUCCUGCUUUCCUCUGGGUCUGUGUUUCCUGGCUUGGAUUCAUUUGCUCUGGCCCUCUCCUUGGUGGGUCUCUCACAGUGGUGAUAUUCACUCUGAGGGAGCUGUUGCCUCCAGCAAUUUAUUUGACUAGUCUCAUGAUGUUACUUGUGAUGACACCCAUCACGGGGUUUAUUUUUGCCUUUUCAGUCUCCACCGUUGUUCCAGGUUUCUGAUGUAGUUUGAUUCAGACUGUCAAGCUUUUGCCAGUUUUGUCUUCCUCAUCAUGUCUUCCCAUUAUCAAUGCUCUAUUUGAAGUCCAAGUGCCCUUCACACCACAGAUCUGCAAACUAAGUAAACUUAGCAAAUCAUUAGGGCAGACUGACCGCUCCUGUCUCUAUCAAAGAUUGGUAUUAAAUUAGGUCCCUUCGAUAAACUGAGCUGAUGGGCCAAAUUGGAUUGCGCGUGUGGUAUGAUGAGCCUUACAGGGCUUAUGAUUAAAAGACAUAAGGGAAUGCAAUUAUUUAGAGAGCUCCUGGCAGAUUGCUGUAACUCACUAGUCGCUUCUUUAUCAGAACAAAAGAAGAGCUGAAUUCUUCAGGGUGGCAUGCAGCUCCUGGGAAGCUCUCUGAGCCUCUCAUUGCUGGGGGAGGCAAAAGUCAUGUUUGUCUCCUGCAGGUUUUGAUGUAUGUGAUAACACUGCAAGGGCUGGGGGACAGGACGGGACAUGCCACUUGACCAUUUCUGUCCCCAGGGUACUUGCUCCAGGAGUGAAACCUUUCACACAGGUGGCUUCUUUAUCUCUUUUUACAGCUGCUUAGUUUUUUUUCCCCACUCUAAACUACAGCUAUCUUUGCAGCAAGAUAGAGCUCAGCUGGGUUUCUUUGUUGGACUCUGACCAAAUCCUGACCUGCACAGGGAGCUCAGUGCAAUCUAGGCUGACUCCCUGCAUCAAAUCUUGAAGCCUGGGGCUGGAUCCUGACCCAGUAGGAAAAGCUCUGUUAGCUUAGGCUCUGCAUCAAGCCCUGAAGAUGAGAAAUGUCUGACUGGACUCAAAUACAAUUUUGCCUGGUUUUUUUCUCUCAGAUUACUGAGUCAGAGCUAGAUGGCAUGUGUAAUUCUAGUAGAGCUAUUCUUCUCUCUCUCUUUUUUUUUUUUUUUAAGGAACAUUCAUGCUGCAUUUUAAUUACAACAUUUAGAAUAUGUCCAAAUAGCUCGAGCUCAAAUUGAUCUUGUUUUUCAGCCAGGAAGCUUGUUUUUCAUCUAUUACAAUAAUAAAUGUGCUAUUGAUAAUAGUUUAGGUGCAAUACAGCAAACCCUUGUGUUAUGCAUCAGUUCAGGAGGGCCAAAAUUUUCUUAUUAUCCAUUAUUGAUAUGACAGUUUGCAAAUACUUAACAAACAAAUUACCAGAUUUUCCUUGUUCUCCUCUUAGUUUGCAAUCUUAGGCUUUUUGACAGUUGAAUUCAGGAUUAAUGAUGAUCUUGUUUAAGACGAUUGUUUGCUAGCAAACAGAUUUAUUCAUGAAACCUACAAGUGUAGUAGGAGAACUAGCACUGGGACUUUGAAUUAAAUCUCAUCCUUGAAGCAAUUUUUUUAGCUUUAGUCCCUCCAAUUCUCUCAAGUAGAAAUCGGAUUUGCCUGGUAAAGUACUUUAGGCCUGGUAAAGUACUUAGGUUAUUAAUUUCUUACUUUAUGUAGACAUUUUAAAUAUAGAAGCUUAACAUGAAGGGCUGGCAAAAGGAGCUGCUUUUCCCUCCUAGCCCUGAGCUUGCUGGGUCUGUUCGGACUGUAAGUGCUUUAAGAGACAGGUCCUCUCUGAGCACAAGCAGGGCAGCAAGGGGAACACCCUGAGCCUCCAUAGAAAAGAGAGAUCCAGAAGGACACGCUGGAUUUGUUCCUCAGUAAAGCACUGGAGGCAGCACUGGGAAAUAUUCAGUCCAGGUCUUGGGACCGGUAAAACACAUCUGUGCUCUGCAGCAGCUUCCUCUCUGCCUGCUGCAGGUCUGAGCACAGGGUAAAGGGUACGGCGAGGGCUGAAGGGCCAGCGUCUGCCCAGGAAGGCUGGGUCUGGUGUAGAAGGCUGCAGGUGAAGCAAGGAGAAUGCUACAUGCCAUGGGAAAAGCCUGAUGCAUCCCCGGGGGCAUCAAGGGCAACUCCUAAGGAAAAACACAGCACCAGAAAAGAGACUUAAAGAAAGCAUGAAGCAUCCCCUUCGGGGCACGUGCUGGGCACCAGGCCAUUUUUGCCCUGCGGUUUCUGACCGUGGGCUUUGCGUGCACAGUACAGGAAUUCACUAGUGUGUGAGCCAGGCUUUGGAGAAGAGAAGUGAAUUUGUUCUCAAGUAAAAUCACCUUUUGUUAGCAGAAAAUCUGAGCUGGGUUUCCCAAAGGAACAGCGUUUGAAAAUCACAGACGAUUAAUAGAUAACACAGUUGAGGAGGUUGGUUUGUUUGUUUGUUUGGAUUCUGAGGAGGUUUUUUGUUUGCCUUUUGGGUCUGGGAAGCUGGAAUGCCAUACGUAAGUUUCUCCACAACUGACCUGGCCGCAAAUCUGUUUUAAUGCAAGAGUAUCUGAGACUCUCCUUAAAAGAGGAGCCCCCAGGUGUUCUGAAACACCAAACGUCACACCAGCAAAACUGACUAAAGUUGGCAACUCCAAGCAUAGCGUAUCACAUUGGUCUUCAGCAAAAAUAAGCCAAAUCAAACAAGACUUGAUGGAACAGAAUAAAAGCAGGCAAGUACCAGAGCUUGGCUUGAAAUAAUGUGUUAAUACAGAAUGUUUCUUCACUACUUUUUAUCUGAUAAGCAGUAAAACCACAGACUUAUGCUGAAUACAGUUUAUAUGUGCCCUCUGCUAAUUGUCCAUCCCCAUUGGCAAUGUAAGCACUCAUUAAUCACUUCCCUUGGAGCUAGCAGUGGCCAGCAGCGAGAGGGGCACAGCUGUGUAUUUCAGCAUGUCUGCACAUGUGUUUUCAAUCCUGGAAUAAUCCCCAUUAUAUGGACAUUUUAGCCUGGUAUUUAAGCCUUCAUCUCACUUCUUUUUAAGGCUUGCUUAACACUUUUCCAGUUGACUGGUGCAGCAUCCAUCACAGUAAUAUGCCAGCUAUGAUGUUUCUGUUAAUAACUACUGAGGAGCCGGGUGGUGCAAGGCCUUGAGCUGACCAUGGGCAUUUUCUCUGUGAAUGCCAGGGGGGGGAUUUUUUGACCACAGCAACUUGCAGAUGUGCAGGGCAGCAGCAGGAAACUGCCUGUCAUUCAGUCCCCAAGCGUCUCCCAGCUUGGGAAUAUGGCUUUUGAUGUGGUUACAUUUUCAGCCCUCUUCUGCUGUUGGGGAUUAAGGCUUUGAGAAAAACACACAUCAAAGUUUGUGAAGUGCAGCUACAGCUGGACACACCAAGGGUAAACUGGCUCCAAUUACCUGCUUUGCUUAUACCAACUGCCAUACAUUACAAAUCAAACCAGCCACAAGGAACGAAACUAUUAAACUACUUUCUCAUAAUCGUUAAUUAUGAAGAUACCAUCGCUCAUGUUUGCAAUCCAUGAACUGUCCUGUGAUAACUGAUUUAUUUUUUUUGGUUCAAUGAAUUGAGAUGGUGAGGCUGCAUACGGUGCUGGCAAGUGAUUUUUGCAGGGACCCACUCCUGCAGAUCUGAGCUGCUGAAACCCCCUUUUUGUGACACAAAGCCAGCACAGUGACCUCGUGGGUACAGAUUUACGUGCUCCCCCCCCACCCUCCUGGCCACCCUGCCCAGUCUCCAGGAAAGGCUCAACCCAAAUGUGUCCUGCUUAGAUGGUCUGGCAGGAGAAGGUCAUGCAGGUAUUUGAUACCCUGACAGUCAAUUUAAGGAGAAGCUUUCAGGCCAAGAAGGUGUCACCCCAAAGAUUUUUCUCUGGCAUGUUGAACACCUCAAAACUUUGCCAAGAUCCAUCAGUCUGGGUUCUAAUUAAAUUCCCCUCUCCUGCUUUGCCAUCUUUAAUGUGUUUAUUCUCAGUGUGGCAGCACAGUGAGAGGGGUUCUUAUCCCCCUCCCAGGGCAAAGGCAGCAGGUAUGGGGCAAAUCCCAUACUUCUUCAGACCUCCCCCAAUUCAUCCUGCUGGUGUUUGGUCUUCCUUACACACCUCUGCUGUUUCCUAUUGAUGGGAAGGGCAGCAAAAUGGGUCAGAAGAGGGAAGAGCCCUCCAAAGCUGCUCAUCCCACCAGGGUCACUUGCUGCCUGAGUUAGCCAUGGUCUGGAGACUGAGUUACCGAUGGGACUUGUCUACAAGAGCAUCUGGGGCAGUCUCACACUAAGUGCUUUCCAGACAGAUGUCACCCAGCUGGUCGAUCUCCUCAGAUGUGCACAUGAGUCCAUGUGUGUGAUUGGAUCACUGAUAGAUGCUCUGCAGCCAUCUGGAGGUAGGGAAGAAAUGACAAAUCUCACCCCCACCAACCACACCUUCCAUGAGAUAUUGAUGAAUGAGAUCUUUAUUGGCUGCUGGGCUAAUUAAAUAGAAGUUGCAUCAGCUUCUAGCUGACAGGCUCUAAUUGCUCCUGAGCAGAUUUUGAGAGGACCAGAUUAAUAGGAAAAUAAAAGGAAAGACUGUGGAUUGGAUCCAAGGAUGUAUGUGUGCAUCGUGCUUCAAAUGAGCUGGAAGUUUAUCCCACAUUUCCCUGGAAAGCGGGGGCAGGGCAGGGGGCUCUCCUUGUGCUGCAAGAGCGCGUAGGGAGGUGCUGUCACAAAAGCCAAAAUGAACAUAGAUAACAAAAAGGAGAAAAUAGUAUCCUGGGUUUGGGUAAGAAUUUCUGAAGUCUGUCUUUGUCCCAGUCCCAGGCUUUGGCCUUGAGCAUCUGGUACCCAUUGUUCUGUGCUCCUGUUCCCCAUCUGUCACACAGGAGUAACAAUGCCUGGUGCUGAGGGCUGAACUGUGCGGAAUGCUCUGGCACCAUGUGAAUCCCUGAUUCUGUUGUGGGGUUUUUUUCUCUCCUGUUGCCUUGAAAUCCAAAGACUGAAAAAGGGGUGUCAGGCGCCAGUAGCUCCUGCAGCCGAGCCCAGCCCUGUGCAGCCCUGUUGAGGGCUUCGGAGAAGGAUGCUUCCCUCCAGCAACAAGGAUGUUGGGACUUUGAGCCUGGCCCUUCAUGGCUCACGGUCCUUUGAAGAUGAGAGGUGCUGGGUGUGUGACACUGUGUGCUAGCUGCCAGCAAGGGGUGCAAAGCCCUCUCAGCCUCUUGCUGUUCCGCCACGCGGAGGAGCAGGGCCAGGGUCUGAUUUGCCUCUCUUCCAGGCUCCUGCCCAAGCCUGCAAGUGGGCAGUGGGGAUGGUUCAACAGGAGGGUCACUACCAGCAGAAGUUGCUGGGUACCCAAGUUGCAGGUUGGUCCAGGACGGAGCUGGACCUGGUACACAUCAGAUCCUAGCAUUGAGGAAAUUAGCUGAAAUUACUGGCCAAGCCCUCAGUGACUUCAGUGGUGUCAUGUUUUCCCCAGUGGACUCUGAGGGCUAUAUCUGGGCACAUCCAGCAUAAGAGGCUUGUCCCAUGUUUAAUUUAUGGGGUGAUGAAUGAGUUCUUAGCAUACAAUGCAUUUAAUUCCAUUUUGGCCUGAUUUAUGGUGUGAUGUGAACUGCAUGUGAAGUUUUUAAUUCAGUAGGUGGUGACUCUGAUUCAGUAUAUGGAGUGUGACAGAAGAGGUGAUAAAUUUGAUUCCAAAGGUGAUGCAUCAAUUUCAGUGUGAAGUGCAUCAAAUUUAUCACAUGGCACAUUGGUUUCAGAGCAUGACACCCCAGUAAUGGCCGUGCCAGGUCGGUUAAGCAGGAUACCUUUGUUGCAUCACCAGUGGUCCCCACGUCCACCAGCUCUCCAGAGAAAAUGGCCCUUGCUGUUCGUCUUUUAUUUGACCUUGCAGGACUUGAAGAAACACAGUAAAAUGGCCCAUCAUGUGCUGGUCAAAAUAUUUGUCUUCAAUUUAAUACAUGCCCCAGGUAAGGGCUUCUGAUAUCCCACCUAGUUUUGGGUCUUAGGAAGAAUGCUGCUGCUCCUGGGAAUCUCAGCACUAACCAGAAAAAUUGUCUCAUUUUGGGUUCAUUUCAUGACUCAGUAUCUUUGCUUUUAACUGAAUGUCCAGCUGAUCCACAUUGCUGAAUAAGGAUGUGGAGUUUGAAUCCUGUCUGAGAGAGACUUCAACACUGAGCUCUCUCACAUCUGGAACCUCUGUGGGUUAUUUAAAAACCACAAACAGCCGAAGACACCUCUUCUCUCUCAAUCCAUACUGAGGAUGAUUUUGGGCUAAGACUUCCCAUCUGAAAUAAACCCACAUCUUGAUGAAGGGAUCCUAAUGACAUUCGGGCAGCAGCCAGGCAGGCUGGUGGGACUUGGUGCAGGCAAGCAGGACAGCCCUGGGUGUGCUGGGCACCGAGGGGGCUCCCAGUGCCCGUGGUACCCAACCCUUUCCCCAUCCUCGUGCCCCAUUAACUCCAGCACCGCUGAAUCCAGCCCUGGCAUGGCGAGUCGCUAGUGCAGCUGAGAAAGACGUGAGAGGGCUGAUGAAGGGAUUUGGUGACAAGCUGAGCGGGAAGUAAUUACUUUUCUCCUUCUCUCCUUUCACUGCCACAGCCUCUGCGGCAGCGAGGAUAAAUGCAGUAUGUUAGCAGCAGUGAGUGGCGGAUUCACUGAGCUGCAAUUUAUAACACUGUCCUCCCCAAAGCCUCAUUGGAGGGCAUUAUGAAGUUAGCUUUGUAAGAGGGGAUAAAAUGAUGAGAGGGUCACUCUGGAAAAGCAUUUGGAAACCCUCAGAAAAGGAGCUAUUUUCUUCUCUCCAAGCCAGGUAUGUCUCAUUGAGCUGACUCCAGCAGAGCUCGAGGGAGAGUUAGUGCUUAUACACCAGAUAUUAAAUUUAAUCCAGUGAGAAGGAGCAGAUGUUGAUAUACCAGGCCUGUCUGCCACCACAUCUAAUGCAUAAGGAUGGCUGAAAAAUCUUCCAUCAAAAUGUUUUGAUUUUUCUUGAAGAAAAAAUAGACUUCUACUGGAAAAAAACCCCAAACCCCCAAGGCAGAAAACUUAUGGUUGAGAAAACUUGGUCUUCAGACUGUUGAUAAAGGGUUGCUGCUGUCAGAUGGGAUAAAGAGGAGGAUGUUUUUCAUCAGUCAUGUUAAUCUGAUCUGUCCCUGCAUGCAGGCUUGUGUGGGCAGAUAAAAUAAACCAGAUCCUGAUACGCCAAUGAGCCAAAUUCUAUCACGGUUUACACCAAGGGACUGAGCUGUCCGGAUGGAGAGGCAGGGGAGGGCUUGGCUUAUAAUAUACCCUUGAGUGAAGGGUGUCAAGCACCAGGAAAGGCACUGGGCUAAUGUGCCUCUGGUCUGCCUGGAGGGACCUGUUUGCAGGCUUGGUUUGUGCUCUGGGCUCUCAAAACCUCUGCAGCAAAGAGGUCAUGCUGCUCCUGCUGCUCACUGCCCAGUUCCCACAGGGAGAGGAAGCUUUAACCCCAGUCCUCUGAUCUCCAGAAGGGUUAAAACCCCCAUGCUGGCACACUUUAAAUGGCUUUAAAUGUACAAGGGAGGGGAAAUGCUAACGCCCACCUCUUUUAAUAGCAAAAAUGCUCGUGAAUCUGAACUUCUAUUUCAGCACCACCCUGCAAACAACUUUGUUCAUGAUCAGGGUAAGAGCUGUUGGGUUUGGGAAGUCGCUGUGCCUGCUCCUCCGUCCCCCGGGCACCCCACUGAGGGGAGGUAUGAGCCCAGCUCUACUCCAUCUGGGGGGACUGGGUGGACUCAGGGAUGCUCCCACCACUGCUGCCUGCAGUGAAUCUCAUCGGCUAAGCCUGCGGGGAGCCAGGAUCAGCGGGUGGGCAGCGAGGAGCAUCCCAGCCGAGUGGCUGGAUCCUGCUCCCACAUCACAGCUGUAGGGCAGUUUGCUGAGCCCCCAGCACAGACCCUGCCGCAGCUCUAUGCAGCUGCCCUGCAGAGCUUCCCGGCUGCAGAACGUCUCUCAGCUGUGGAGAGAAGCACAUAAUUUAUUUCUUCGUUUAUUUGUUUUGCAUGGGAGACAAGGCUGCUGGUUUAUAAUGUUGAACAACUAUUUUAGCAGAGUGCAGGAGGUCCUAUAAAUCAAUUGCCCUUUCCAGAGCACUAACCAGUCACCAGGAAAGAGCAGUUUUAUGACACCUUUUUGUGUUCUGUGGGGACUCUGAGGCCAGCAUCUCAGCUGGUGUAACUUGGCCUCACUUUUCAAAUCCAGGUGAUUUACAUUAGCUACCUUAUGCUGCUAUGAGCUACCGCAAGCGUUCUCAUACAAAUGGUUUAAAAAUCUUAUUUGGCCUAAUUUUUCCUGAAGGUGAGUUCAUACAUUGCUUCAUGGUAUUUUAAUGUACAUUUGACAGAGCACUUACUUGCCUUAGGUCAAAAUGUAUGCCUCUAACAAAUGCAUCUGUCACUCCCAAAUAAGUCCAGGCCAAAGCACUAGCAGAAAGGAGGUCCAUUUCCAGUAGUAUGUACUCCAAGGGCUACUGGUCCCAGUUAGCCAGGCUCUUAGAGGCUCAAUUCCCUCCCGCUUGCAUUGCUGAGGCUCUCAGUAGACGUCAUGGUUUUCCUUCAAAUCCUUUGUCUAUCAUCAGCUGAACAUCGCUGAGGCUGCUGGCGCUGCAGUCUGUUGGGAUGGCUCCUAUCUUCUCCUUGGUUCACUCUUCUCCACUAUCUCCAUCCAUUCAUCCAUCCAUCCAUCUAUCUCUCCAUCCGCCACCUUUCAUUUAGAGGGCAAGAUCCUGCGUUGGGGACUGUCUUUCUUUUAUCCCAUCCCUUGAGUGGCAGGUUUUUACUGGCUCGCAAAUACACACAAAGUGCAUUCCCAUCCAUGAUCAAAAGGAUGUGGUUGAGCUAAUGCUUUUCCAAGCUGUUUAAAGGUGAGCCCUUAUUUUUAAUUUAAACUGCAGGUUUUAAUUUCUUCUAAAAAUAGGGUUCGUGCCUUGUGAGCCACACUGGGCACGCACAUGGCUUCUCAACAGGGUGGAAAUCACCAGUGUGGGUUCCUGUAGUCUCCUGCCCUGCAGGACCCAUCACACCUCUGAUGUUACUUCGUGCUGUUGGAUUUCCUGGAGAUGUUUGGGACCCGUGUGAUUUGCACCAUUUUGUCUCACUUAAUUUCCUGACACUGCUCUGCUAUUAUUUUUUUACAUAGAGAAGGGGAAAAGGAGAUCUGAGGCCUCUGGGUGAAGUUCAUCCUCUGCAAACAGCGAAAUGCACACUCAGCUGGACACGGGCCUGUCCUGGCUUUUGGCUUAUUUUCUGUGCAGAUAAGAGCUAAGCUUAGUUUCAUCUGUAAAAUUUCCCAUUCACAUCAGAGGAUGUUUCAGUUAACUGGUAAUCCACGAUGAUGAGUUUUCUAUGAACUAUAAGACCCGGGAGGCUUGAAGAGCAUAUCUGAGGAUGCCUCUCCCUUUGGCAUGGGGCAUUCAGCAAUGGCUGGGGCCCAGGCUGAUAUCAGUACCUCUGCUUUAAAAGGAUUUAAAUCAUGAAAUGUGGGCAGUUCCAUGUUUGUUUUGAAUCAGCUUUCCACGAUUUCCACCACCAGCAUCUGGCUUGGCACAUUUUUAACGUACAGCUUCAGGUUGCGAACAGAAUUGAAAUUUUCAGACAUACAGGGCUAGCUUCGGAAGUGGUAAUUGCAUCAACUUAGGAUCAAUGGAGCAGAAUAAUAUCUGCCCACUAAUAAUGGCUUAAUAAAAUUAAUAGCACUGUCCCUGCCAUGAAUUACUUUAAAAUAGGGAUUGUAGGAUAGCAAUGUAAACAAUAAUUAAUUUUUCUUGGGAGAGUACUGUAAAUUAGAUAUGACUCUGUUCAGUGUGUAGUUGAUACCAGACAAUGCAGAAAUUGUAGCAGAGUACCUUGAAGGCAGGCGGAGAGGGAAAAAGUGGAGGGGGCCCCUGUGGCAUUGGGGAGGUGAUUAGAUAAAUGAAAUAAGCCUGGACCAGAAGACGAAAGCUCAGAGCCACAUGGCACUCAAUAUUGCUGCCAUCCAACCUGACCCAAUUAAUAACAUAUUAGUGCAGGACAGGUCUGUUCAAUGGUUCAGGUCCAUUAAUUGAAAUAGAGUGAUUAAUGGCAUUGAAGGAGAUGAGGAAUACUUAGAAAAAUGACAGGAGCGUGCAACACUGUGCUAUAGCUGGGGCAUCACUCAGGGGCGAGGGAGGUGGGGGGCGGCCACGCUCCUUGCAACACCCAGCCUCCAUGUUUCGGCACCCUGUGGCUGCGCUCCAGCGCUGCUUUUACCCCCGUUGAGAUCCCGCCAACACCCCAGCACUUGUGUCAAUGCCAGAGUUGGAGAGGCAGCAGCUGGAAGGACAAAAUCCGUCCUCAGCCUUUCCCAGAGUCACAGUGUGCCGCGUGCGCUCAGCGGCACUGAUGCCCACGGGGUUUCCACGGUGGUGUCCAAGCUGUGUCUGGCUGCUGGGAUGAAGGUGGCGGGGCUGGGCCGGCCCCUGCUCUUGUGGGUGCCAGCACCUGCUGUUGCUGCGCAAGGGGACAUCGGGGCCCUGGCAGAGCAUGGCUCCCACCGGCUCCCACAGACCUGGCAUCUGCAUUUUGCCUUCCAAAGGCCAGUUUUCCUGUUGAUUCCAAUUAACACCAGCGCUGAUGCCUCAAGGACAGCUCUGGAGGCAGCUCUGCAGAAGAGCAGCAAUUUGGAAAUGUGUCUUGGGACUGUGGUGGUACCUGGGAGCCCAGCCCUAAUUACAGCAAAUGGCCAGAAAGAUCUGUGCAAUGAUUUGAGCCAUUGCCAUUUGCAGAACAAUUUGGCUGCAAGAUCACCUUCAGUUCCACUCCCAUCCCAUCUUUCCCUCACAUCCCUGCCUCUGCUUGAACACAGGGCUCAGUGCAGGGACAGGUGCGUGCGAUGCACAUCCUGGGUGUUUUUCUGGCAAGAACAAGUCUUCCCUUUCAUCUCCCUGUUAAAUAUGCACCCUGCAGCUGGCGUGUGAGUGUGCCGGGGAGGGGGCAGUGGGUUUUGCUUGCAGGGAGCCAAGGUGAGUAAGCAGCUCAUCCCAAGCCAUUGCCCGCUGGCUGCAGGGAAUGAAGCAUCAUUGCUUCAAGUUCUGCUCUGCCCUGGUCCUUUCUGGCAUUUCCAUUGUCCCCACAAAAGCUGGGGGUGAGCUCAGCCCCCCGUGCCUUGGGGCCAGCUACAUGCCUGUGCCUCUCUCCCAGCACGGAGCCUGCCCAUGUCACUCUGGGAAUUCACUCGGUUUGAAGUGCCCGUAUCUGUGAGUUUUUGGAAGAUGGUGUGGUUGGGGGAGGGGGUGUGUGUGCAGUCUGAGCGCCCUCACUCCUGGCAGAGGCUGUGUGAGCCACGGCAGCUGUUUUUGGGCCAUCAAAGGCAAAGAGACAGAACUACAAAAGCAGCAGCAACACCAGGGAGAAGCGGGUUCAGAAGGACAAGUCAAAGCAUGGCUUUUAAUGUGGGGAAUAAUAAAUGAAUAGAAAGACACACAGCGCUGCAAUGAAACAUCCCUUAAAUCCUUUGUUUUCAUUUCAGAUGAUAAAGGAAAGCCAUUAAGGCUCAAUUAGUCAUGAAAGUCAGGGGUCCUUCUGCAUUGCACCGGCUUGAGAAAGCGGCUCCUGUUCAAAAGCGCAUCUUCCCCAUCCAGUGUGGGAUCAUUAAAUAUCAAACACUUUAUUUGUCCUAUUUGCAUUGCGUAUUGCGCCCUUGCACGGGAUGAAAACCCUGCAGUGAUAAUUGAUGUACGUGGUUCUAAAGGCGCUCGGCACUCUGCCUCGCGGAGCUUAAAACAUGCAGAGAAGCGAAGGAGAAGCUCUGAACAGCAGAGGCUGCUGGUGCUGCUUCAGCAGCGCAGCAGAAUGAGGUGACCCUGGCACAGGGAGAUAAGGGUCUUGGGUGCGUUGCCUUUCCCUUGGGGAUGGAGAGGAGAGGACAGGGUGGGUGACAGCUGCUGCCGGACCCCUGGUCAGAUGCAGCCAUGCCGCUGGUCCCAGGAUGUCACUGGGAUGAACUGGUGUCUCUUCCCUGCUAUGCUGGGGGCAAACUUUGCUGCAGCAGGCCAUGCGCAUGUACAGGAGGCCUUUAAAUAUUCCUAAGGCAGGAACUGAUGUUGAGAUGAUGGGCGAGAGAGACUCUGAACUGAGAAGGUUCCUGCAGCCAUUUGCAUGCUGGCCCUGCCACAAGCCCUGACUGAGUGACUGGCGGGACCCUUGGUGGUGCCAGCACGGGGCUGUGGUUUGAGCUGAGCAGGCAGGGGACACCCCAGAGGAAUUAAAUAGUCCAUAAAAAAAUCCCCCACAGCAGAACAAUCCCCCCAGCCCCUCUCUCUCCCCAGACACGGCUGCACUGAACGCAGCCUACAAUUUGGUUUUGUCGCCAUGGGAGAUGUAAAGCGCAGAAGCUGUGCAUUACUCACUGCUUUUAUUCCUCUUCCCUUUCUCUUCAUCUCUUCGCUAAGACUGCAAAUAAGAGAGCAGAUGAGCGGCGCCUGUGCCACCAUCUCUGUGCUCAGAGCAGGGAGGGCAGAGGCCACUGGGACCGGCGGAGCUGCCUUCAGCCCCGGCACGGUCCCACAUCGAGGAGCCGCGGCUGGUGCAGGCGCUGAGGAGGGACGAGCACCCGUGUCUGUGCCGUGUUGUGGCACACGAGAGCUCGUGUGAUGGGGCCGAGGGAGCAUCUCCGAGCAGCCCCCCUGAGACAGGCCAGGCGGUGGGAUGGACUCUGGCACGGGGAUUCGGCAGGGACAGGUCAGGCGUGGGAUGGGGUCGGGUACUGGCCCAUCGGCCCACGGGGAGGGAAGAAGCUCGUGCUGCCACAGGCACCUCGGCAGCUGCGAGCGGAGAAGCCUGGCUGAGCCCGCCCAGACUGAAGCAGACGGGACCUGCUGUGGCUCUGGGACUCAGGAAUUUCAUUCCUUCCUCUCCAAGCAAUUUUUCCCUGCCUGCAAGCAGGGACUGCAGCAGGCUAAACAAAUAAGGGGCUGUAAUAUAAUUUUAGAUAUACACUCUUGAAUUCGCAUUUAGAGUGCAAGCUGUAGUAUUUUGGUUUAUUAUUUAAUUACAGAGUUUGUAAAUGUAAAUGGAUUUAGACCCUUAAUUUUAGGGGGCUUGAAUUACCUUCCACUCCUUGUUUAAUAUUCAGGUGGAAAAGCUGCUGUCUAUGGCUGCAGCACGCCUGGGGUGUGCAGCACAGCUGGGUGAGCGAGGCACUUUCACCGUUCUCUCCUCUUGUUUGUAGAAGUUGGGUGAACUCGUGUUCUACUGUAAAGUGCUUAAAAUUAAUUAAGUGGCAGAGCAUAAGGAGCUGGUUUCAGUCCUUCUUCCCCCGGCAGCACUUUGCAAACCACGACAACCUCCGCAGUAAAAACCAGGAGAAAACUGAGCCCCCGAUUGCCAGCUUUUCUCCUGCACCUGAAAAUGUAAAUCCUGUCUUUCUGGGAAUAUUACCCUAUUAGAAAUUGUUUGCCUAAUAUUAUCCAUGUCAGACAAACCCCCGACGGUACAAGGCCUCCCUAGCUUGAAAUUUGAGCUACAUUCCUGCACAGUACUGGGAGUAUGUGUCUGGUUUUAAUCACAUUUUUCUAAAGGCCUAAGCACGUCCAUGGGGCUGGUGCUGGAGUAUCCCCAUGAACUGCCCCUGUUCAAGGUGACUGAGGCCCUGAAACACUGAAACCUGAGCAGAAACCACUUUUGAGGACUCAUGUCUGAGCCCGGUGCCCAGCUGGGGGUUCAGUCUUCAUGUUUUUCUGCUUGGGUGAAUCACAGAACGGUCGGGGUUGGAAGCAGCCCCUGGAGAUCAUCUAGUCCAACCCCUGCUAAAGCAGGUUCUCUUAGAGCAGGUUGCACAGUUGUGUCCAGGCAGGUUUUGAAUGUCUCCAGAGAAGGAGUCUCUACAACUUUUCCAGGCAGCUGUUCCAGUGCUCUGUCACCCUUGAAGCAAAGUUCUUCCUCAUAUUCAGAUGGAACUUCUUGUGUUUCGGUUUGUACCUGUUGCCCCUUGUCCUGUGGCUGGGUACCACUGAAAAGAGCCUGGACCCAUCUUCUUGACUCCUGCCCUUAAGAUGCUAUGUUCCCCAAACAGCUGCUUUUCUUCUAGUGAAGAUUUUUUCAGGGGAGCUGUCCCCCUGUUUCAUUGUGAUGCACCCCCUCCCCCCCCUCCCUGCCCAGCCGAAGCUCCUGGUGCAUGCCAAGGGAUGAUGCCAGUGCUUGUGCCAGGACCAUGCUGAGGUGCUGCGUGCCUGGCCAGGCAGGGAUGCUCCUGGGGCAGGUCCUGCAGGGUAAAUCCCAGGGGCUGCCUCAGCAAGCCUGGGGCUCCUAGGUCACGUCCCUCCUGCUCAUGCCACCAACCAAUGGGGCUAUUAAUUAGGGGAAUCAAUUUGUUGCCCAGGCAAGGCGCCAGCAGCAGCGCUGCCACUCAAGAGUGAAGUGUUUAUUUAGGGAAAACCCAUCGCUGGGCAUUUGCAUCAUCCCCCUGCCCGCUGAGCUGCUCAAGUCAGCUAUCACCAGGCAGGGGGUGAGGUGCUGAGUGCUCGCCCCAGGAGGCAUGGGGCAGCGGGGGUGGGGGGCGUCUGGGAUGUAGUGCUGAGGGUCGGUCCUAGCUGCACCCCUGGUGACAUUCCCUGCCCCAGCUCCCCAACAGGGCCAAGGCUGGUUUGGGGAUGUCUCACUUGUCCCCCAUGAGAAGGAGACCAGCCAUUUUCGCUGCUCAGAUGAAGCCCCAAAUAGAGUUAACCACCCCUCCACCCCCGCCGAAGGCAAGCCCGAGGCUGUAGGCUGUCCCAGCUGGUGUGACAGUCCUGAAAAUAAGCUGCAGUUUUUCUCACUACGACCAGAGAAAAAAAAAUUCUUUUGUUUCCUUUAUCUGUUUUGAACUGUGCUUAACUCGGGCUGCUCAUCCCCUGCAAUUCCCAUCUCCUCAUGCUUCCUCCAGCAUCAGUGAUGUCUGCAGGCUGCUGGCUAAAGGUGGGAGUGCCUCAGAGAUGCCACACAUGUGUGCAUUUAAAACCCUUAUUUACUGUGCAGGCAGACCCUGGCCAGAAUCAGGGAGGAGGUCUGCAAUCUCUUCAGUACCUUAUCAGGCAUGUACAUGCUUCCACCCAGCUUUUGAGCAGCAAGGUAUGGAUAACAUAACCUCUAUGUCAGCUCUUGUAGGGGCGACUGCUGCUUGUUCAGUGUUGGGUAAAUCAUUUCUUUGUGAGAAGAGUCUGUGGAGGGUCAUGCCAAGAUUGGUGACAUAUUCUUUGGAGCUACACUAAAGAAUAACUUUUCUCCCUCCUGACCUGAAUAUCAUGUUUUAACAACUGGCUGGUUUUGUUUGGUUCGUUGUUUUUUUGGUGUGGUUUUUUUUUUCCUUUUUAAUGUUGUAUGAUUUUAAACCGCUGCAUUCAAGCAGAUGUACAUUUGGCGUCUGGGUAGACGAUGCAACAUAAAGUAAGGACUGUCUAAUUCCUAUCCAUCUGGAUUCACUGUAUAAAUAAUCAGAGCGAAACACCUUUAGAAAGGAGGCUGAGGGUGCUGCGCCCAUCAGCAAUGACAUGCAAUAAACAGCAAAAGAAGAUGUCAGAGUUUACAUGACAUGUCCAUCUUAAUCCCUUGCUGCAAUUCAAGAAGACUAAAAAUAACCCCCCUUCGAGUUUUGGCUGUUUACACAGCUGUAGCAUAAAUAUUUAGAUUUGCAAGAGAAAUGCUUGCUCAGCCAAAAUCGUUUCGAGAUCUCUGGAGUCAGCAGCAGGGGGUUUAGAGGCCCAACAUUUCCUUGGAAAAAUGAAAAUCGAAAAUAAUUAAAGCAGGGAGCAACGUUUCUGCAGCAAAGCUCGGCACUUAUGUAAAACAAACUUGGCUCAUGUUCUUCAGGGGGUGCACAAAAAACUCCCUGCGACGGCUGGUAAACAACGUUACAAACUGCGGAACAAGCGCCGCUUGCUGUGGCCUUAUUUACGUGGCGGGUUUGGACGCGGUGCAAGCGAAGGGGGUGUGUGCAGCCAUCACUCCGGGGCUGGGGGUCCCGGGGGAGCCGCAGGCACCUCCAUGGAGUGGGCUGCCGUCAGGUUCCCCGUGGGGGAUGUGUCUGGCAUUGCCCUGGCCAGGAACCACUGUAUUUCAUUGUCAGGCUUUUUCAUUGCACUUUGCUACCAUAAAAUUGGCUAUGGACCCCAAGUUGUCCUUUGACCACCUCUUGCCAGGGGAACAGAAGGCUUUUCCUGCUCUUGAGUAUUUACGCAGGCAGGUAAAGCAUCCCUCACUCCAGGGAGGGGAUGGAGAAUGAAGCUGGCUCUUUCCUGCUGAAUGACUGCAGCCUCCUUUCUAGAUAAAAAUCUUUAAGUGGAUUUUCCGUCUGGUAAACCGUUGCUUUAGGAAAACCAUAAGGUAUAGCAGUUAUUAAAAAGGGGACUUUUACUAAUGCACCUACUGUGUCUUCAUUAUGUCAGGGUACCUCUAUGAAAAGAUUUGCAGAAGAAUCCAUCCAUUCAUUUCCACACGUAAUUCCUCAAUAGCCCAUUUGCUUCAAAGAUUUUUAUCGACUUUUACUACUACAUGAAUCCUUAGAUACUUAUUUUUUAGGCCCCAGGGGACCCAUUGUAAAAGAAAUUCGUUUUCUGAAGUUUUAUGACAAAGGUUUUGCUCUGGAUAAAAGCUUCCCGUUAUUUCCAAACUUCUGUUCUCCACUUCUGUUCUCCACAAAGAUGACUUUGGCGGGUCCACUCCUAUGGCUGCCACAGAGCAUGAGGCAUGGGUAACAUUUUAGGUCCCAGAAACAAAUAAACAUAUAUUUCUGUUGGAAAAGGCUCUUUCCUUACCACCAUCACUUUUGGUAUUGCGGACAUCUCUCUGCAGAU
Molecule: messenger RNA, 27949 nt
Organism: Falco peregrinus (peregrine falcon)
Lineage: Eukaryota; Metazoa; Chordata; Aves; Falconiformes; Falconidae
Gene: SLC15A2
Product: solute carrier family 15 member 2
Exons: 24
Coding region: 477-2600 (707 amino acids)
Biological process (GO): transmembrane transport; oligopeptide transport
Cellular component (GO): membrane
Molecular function (GO): dipeptide transmembrane transporter activity
Source: RefSeq, a predicted model, not a curated record